CCGGUAUCCGAAAUUGCAGUAUACGACUUGACCAGUCCCCGUUGUGAUCCGAAGGUGCAGUCGACGCCUUGACCAGUCCCACUAUGACUUCCCGCACCUGGAACUCCUUCUGGGGCUCCACCUUCGUUAAGGCUCCACUACGGAACGGCGUGGGCCGGUAUGUCCAGCAGCUGCAGAGGAUCACCUUCAAGUUCUGCAAGAGCAGCGGCAGCAGCCAAGGCACCAGAGAAUAUAUCGAGAAGGAGCUAAUUGAAUUUGCUAGAGAGAAUCCAGGUGUUGUUGUAUAUCUUAAGCCACGGCGCCAUAGGUCAUCCUGCCUGAAAGCUGAGUAUUUGAAUGGAGGCGAGGAAUACAUAUCUACACACAAGCAAACAUAUGAAGAAAUAAAAAAGUGGGUAGAGUAUUUAAGAACACGGUCAGGGUAUCCAGUGGAGCUCCUGCGAAAGUACCAGCAUACAGAUCAUCCUUCAAUUCAAGGCGCUUGGACACCAUGGAUUCAUCGGGAUCCAAUUAUCAACAUUGCAGAAUAUCCAAAUGAGGAGCUGUCUGCCGCUAUUAAAACUGAGAAAACUGGAACAGAUCAGAUUUUAGAGCUAGUUGAAAGGCAGAAAAUAUCUGGCCGGGCAAAUACAUCUUCGUGAUUGAUAGUCACCAACUUAUUAACAUAGCAGGUUUUGUAUGCAAGAUGUUGACAAAUAGUCGGUCUUAUUGUAUGUAUUGUAAUGUUUAAUGAUGUAAAAAUAAUGAUUGAAUUUGAGUAAAAUAUUUGCUUAAA
Procambarus clarkii (red swamp crayfish) is the source of this 775-nucleotide messenger RNA. RefSeq names its product mitochondrial ribosomal protein L43 (gene mRpL43). The record is from RefSeq and is a predicted model, not a curated record. Lineage: Eukaryota; Metazoa; Arthropoda; Malacostraca; Decapoda; Cambaridae. Gene Ontology annotation, cellular component: mitochondrial large ribosomal subunit. Gene Ontology annotation, biological process: mitochondrial translation. Gene Ontology annotation, molecular function: structural constituent of ribosome.